AUGGAUGAAGCAGCCAAAAACCCAACAAUCAAGGCCACCACCACUGACACAGUCAGCACCUCAACUCCUCUCGUUCACAAUCCAAUCACUCCUCCUAGCAUUGAUAACCUAUACCUUGACCCAGACUCGAUGAAAGCAUACCUCGAUCAGUAUGCUUCGGCUCAUGGCAUCUCAAUCACAACGUACGACACUCGAGUUACUUCAAUCUACUACAAAUCGAAUCGAUAUGAAGAGGCCUUUGGCGCACUGCAGGCCCUUCCACACAGCAUCCAAACCACCUUGUUAACCCGACUGCUCCGCGAUAUUGAAUUAGCAAACCUUGUCAAUCAGGCAUCUGAGGCCAACAAUCAUCAAUCCUUGUCAACAUCGACCCAAACAACAUCAGAAAAAACAAAGAAAAACAUUCAAUCACGACAAUCAGCCACUAUCAACACGGAGAACUCAACUCCCGCACCAAAUGAAUGUCUUGCACCUCCAAUUCCCACCGAAACCGAAUUCGAAGGUCAACCAUUACCCGACUUAAAUCACCCGGUACCCAGUCCCACUCACCCUAAAGGAGAGAAGCCAGGAACAGAGCACAUAGAUAGUAAAUCAGCAGAACAAAUCACAAAAGAGAUAGAUCAAAAAGUAGAUGACAACACCGAAGAGAUAGAUCAAACAUUAGAGGACAAAAUCUCCAAAACUCUACGUGAUCUGGAAGAAAUCGAUGAAACGGAGAAGAACAAGACCCACUUACAAGAAGAUUCACCUCGUAAGAAUACCUCACCUCUACAUUUCAGUACUACUCAAGAUCAUUUGAGCUCGGACAAGGACAACCUUCCACCUCUUGAUCUUGAAACCAACCCGCUGCCAAACAUUGAACUAGAUGUUGAUGUUUGUGCUGAACAGGCUCAAGUCAAACACCAGCCCUCGCCUGAGCCUGAAACCGAUCCUUUGAUUGUCAAAAAGAAACGAAAAGCUCCUCCCGUUGCUACAAAGAAACAGAAACGGAAGAAGGUCCAACCAAAUUAA
Melampsora larici-populina 98AG31 is the source of this 1011-nucleotide messenger RNA. RefSeq lists its product as uncharacterized. The transcript is spliced from 3 exons. Lineage: Eukaryota; Fungi; Basidiomycota; Pucciniomycetes; Pucciniales; Melampsoraceae. The record is from RefSeq and is a predicted model, not a curated record. The coding region runs from base 1 to 1011 and encodes 336 amino acids.